GACCUUGAUAACUCUAGGAUCAUGAGCAAGAUUCAUUGCAUCGGUACGCAUCGGGUGCACACUCCACGAGCCAUCCUUCCAAUCGGUAGCAGGCGCACUGGGGUAAGAAUUACUGAAGUCGUUCUUGACAUGGUAAGGAUUGGCAGUGACGAGUUGUACUGUCGUGGUGGAAGGAAGGGAAAAAGGUGAGACGGGAGGUCCGUAUGGCGUCACAGUCACGGCCUUCCUUGCUCCCGACGUUCACGAAUAAUCCCAUCCCGCUCAACAUUACUGCCUUUGAGGCGCAUUGUUCCUCCCCUCCAGACGACGGCGGCGUUGAAGAGCUAGAAUGGUUCCUCGCUACAUACUGGCUCGAAACCAUUCUGGUUUCUGUGGAUCCGUCUCCUUCUCCUGGGCCCUUCCAUCUUGGUGUUGACGAGAAUGCAAAGUGUGAAUUUGUAAGCUGGACGACGAUAAUGUUACCGUUAACCCUUCCUCAAAAAACUCGGUCUCAAGACCAUUCUUUUGGUAGAAAGUGGAUGGUUCCUUGCUGGAUUAGCUCAGUAUAGACUCGGCGGCGAUGGUCCAUCACAAUGUCAGUUGCCGAAGGUAUUCGUAAUACCAACACGAAGGAACCAGGCUUGAUACAUAUGGAGCCUAAGAUCCAACGAUACUUCUUCUAGGAUUU
Guyanagaster necrorhizus is the source of this 667-nucleotide messenger RNA. RefSeq lists its product as uncharacterized. Bases 204 to 548 code for a protein of 114 amino acids. The record is from RefSeq and is a predicted model, not a curated record. The transcript is spliced from 2 exons. NCBI's taxonomy places the organism in Eukaryota, Fungi, Basidiomycota, Agaricomycetes, Agaricales, Physalacriaceae.